CUCAGAUGAUUUUUCCUAGUGCUACAUGUAUGUGAGAAGAUGAACUGGAAUCACAUUACCCGGGCAAUAAUUUUCCUUUCUCUUGCUGGACCUGGAAUUGUAGGAAAUAUCCUAGUGUUUGUGAGACAGCUGUACAUGUCUGCCUUGGGGGCUGAGAAAAAACCCGUCAACCUUAUUUUCAUCCACUUGGCAUUUUCUAAUGUGAUUAUUAUUUGUAGCGCAGGGAUCAGAGACAUAGCCAUACUUUUUUAUUCCAGCAGCUUCCUAGGAGAUAUUGGCUGUAAAGCUGUGGUUUAUCUGGCAAGGAUGGCACGGGGCCUCUCCAUCUGCACGACCUGUCUCCUCAGCGUGGUCCAGGCACUCACCAUCAGUUCCAGGACCACCAUUUGGAGAAAGCUCAAGCCACAGACCUCAUGGCAAGUUCUGCCCUUUCUCCUCCUCUUUUGGAUUGUUAAUUUGCUCAUAAGCUCCAACUUGCUCUGCUACAUCAAAGCAGGCAGUGGCUUGAACAAGUCUGUAACUGGAAUGUACAUUAACCAUUGCUAUAUGCUGCCAUCCAGACAUACCAUCAAGUGGCUUUUCCUCUCUCUCAUGACUCUUCGUGAUGCCAUCUUUCAGAGUCUGAUGGGCUGGAGCAGUGGGUCCAUGGCCCUCCAUCUGUAUAAGCAUCACCAGCGUGUCCUCUACCUUCACAGCUCCAGGUUUGCAAACAAUUCCUCUCCAGAAAUCAGAGCUACAUGGAGUGUUCUCAUGCUUAUGGCCUGCUUCCUUUUCUUCUAUUGGGUAGAUUUUAUUUUCUCCUUCUACACAGGUUUCACAGUGACACAUGAUUCAAUUUUUCUAAGUAUUAAAACAGUUUUAGAAGUUGCUUAUGCUAGUUUCAGCCCCUAUGUUCUGAUCAUCAGAGAUGUCCGUGUUCCUAAUAUCUUGCAAGCUCACAGAGAAGUGUAG
Acomys russatus (golden spiny mouse) is the source of this 951-nucleotide messenger RNA. Its product is annotated as putative vomeronasal receptor-like protein 4. Gene Ontology annotation, cellular component: membrane. Bases 40 to 951 code for a protein of 303 amino acids. Lineage: Eukaryota; Metazoa; Chordata; Mammalia; Rodentia; Muridae. The record is from RefSeq and is a predicted model, not a curated record. Gene Ontology annotation, molecular function: pheromone receptor activity. The transcript has a single exon. Gene Ontology annotation, biological process: G protein-coupled receptor signaling pathway.